This is a messenger RNA of Prunus armeniaca (apricot), 288 nucleotides long. Lineage: Eukaryota; Viridiplantae; Streptophyta; Magnoliopsida; Rosales; Rosaceae. The record is from the annotation of a GenBank genome assembly.
AUGGCUCCAACAACAAGAAAACAAAGUCCCGGAGCUCUGGAGACCCUUCCUAAACCUGGACCCAGCGCUCUAAGGCACCAGCCUCCUACCUUCAACCUUGCCGAUUCUGCCAACACUACCCCAACAGCAUACACGGAGGUUCACAAAAUGUUUUUAACGACCCUGCCGAUCGGCAACAGCUCCUCCAAAACAAAACCGGACAGCACCUGCCGAAGGCCUAGCUCCAAUGGCCCGAACCGAGAAAUUUCCCAAUCACCGGGUCUUGUCUUAGUUCCGUCACUUCGCUAG